Messenger RNA from Oppiella nova, 1891 nucleotides. Lineage: Eukaryota; Metazoa; Arthropoda; Arachnida; Sarcoptiformes; Oppiidae. The record is from the annotation of a GenBank genome assembly.
AUGUCGAUGACAAUGUCUGAUCCAGUGAUGGAUCCAAUGACCUCAUUCUGGAGCUCAUUGUUUGUGUACAUCGAGCGCCCGAACCUAAUCAAUAAGCGCUUAAUGGGCUGCUGUGCCCUUAACUGUUGGCAAAUCAGUGACCCGUUUGAGACAAUCUGUGAUUUAAUGCAAAACUGUUCACUCGAUGAACUCAAAGGCAAACUCCCGGAAAGCAAACAAUUAAGUGACUUUCAAUUGUCAGGAAUCAGGUGUCUUGAGGGCCAGACUCUCAUCGUUAGACAUCUGCUUCCGAAGCUAAGCCUUAAGAAUUUGAACACAGAUUGCGAUACAAAUACCUCACAAGUGAUUGAUUUUGUGUUGAUUGAUAUCCCGAACGCACGGGUAGUAUUUGUACCCAAAGCCACCGACAGUCAUGUAAUACCCGAAUGUAGUCAUGAGUUGUUUCUCAACGACACCCAAGAAAUUGAAUUAAAAUAUUUGUUGGCAAAUGAGACCAAUGUUUGGUUGGAUGAGAAAGUGGUCCCAAAACUGCGUCAAUGGAUGCGUCAGGAACUGGAGGGCAAAGAGAUGAAAGGCUCCCUCAAGUUGAUUGGUGUCGACCACUACUGUCUUACAUACAAUCGUCUGAAGCGGAAAUAUGGCCAACAAUUGGUGCAAAUGUGGCGAAAGUACGAGACAACAGAUCCGCUGAAGUUUGUGUUUGAAGACAUAGCGAUCGCGUCCUAUCUUAUCGUUCUGUGGGAACAGCAAAACGAGGCCAGAGAUAAGGAUAAGACAAGAAAGCAGUCGUUUGUGGACAUUGGAUGCGGAAAUGGAUUACUAGUCUAUCUGUUAACCAAUGAGGGCUACAAAGGGCUGGGAAUCGAUUUGCGGCGAAGAAAUAUUUGGGAUAAAUAUGAGCCGAAAGUGGAUUUAGUGGAGAAAGUGUUCACUCCGUCCGACGAAUCUCUUGGGGAUCUCUUUGGUGACUACGAGUGGCUGAUUGGCAACCAUUCCGAUGAGUUGACGCCAUGGAUCCCAUACAUGGCCGCAAACUCUAGCCAUUCAACGAAUGCCUUUCUGCUUCCGUGCUGUCCAUUCGACUUCAAUGGAUCCAAAUAUCAAAGAACUGCAUCUAAUUUGAGUCAAUAUAGUUGUUACAUACAGUACUUGCAGACAGUGUGUCAACAGUUAGGCUUUGAGCCAAAAGUAGAUAAACUCCGGAUUCCGUCCACGAAAAGGAUUUGUAUUAUUUGCGAUCAAAGGAAUUAUGAUAAAAGUCUGGAAAAUGAGAUGAGAGUCAAGAGGAAGACAUUGAUUAAUGAGAAACUGAAAGAUUUCAAUGACUAUAAGCCCAGAGAUAAAGUGGAAACCGUUCGCAACUGCUCUCGACUACCAAAGGAUGUGAUUGAAGCCAUUGUCACUAUCAUUGCCAAUGAAUUACUCGAUGGCAAUGAGAAUCUAACCAUCGGUUCCAUACCGAAGCUGUUGACCACCGAUAUGUUGACUCACAUGAAGAGCCAAUGCGGAGGAAUACAGACUUUGCUCAGGAAUAAUAAACACAUUUUUGAAGUAAGCGGAGGUAUAAUUGGGUUCACUCGACCGAAACCCAUCGAUGUCACCACAAAUGGCACCACAGAUACGGAUAAACAUUUGAAAUCAAAGCGGUGUUGGUUUUUCCACAGCCAUCCCAACGGCUGUCCAUUACCUGCCACUCAAUGCCGUUAUAUUCACUGAGAAAUGACAGCAAAACUACUAAUCUUUUGGUUACCAUUUGUAGACUGCCCUAAGGCUAAGGGAAACGAGUAAUGUCUUUAUAAACACAUACCUCUCAGCCUUAAGUGACUUUCACCACAAAAAGCACUUCUCAUACCAAACCAGUGAUUCAUCCGAUGCUGUAAUCACUAGUAUU